CCACUCGGCAAAUGACUUAGUUUAGAUCAAUAUUUACUUGUACGCCUUGCUUAACAUCAUAUUGACGACGUCAAGAUUUGCAAUAACGAUAUUUAUGUAGUGGAGUCGAAUGUUAUAUUAAUUGGUCAACUUUGCAGGGUCCGUGAAGCUGCUAUCGGUGUAUUUUUUAAUUUUUAUUAUUUGUUAUUAUUAUUACUAAUGGUUGUUGUUUUCAUUUAGGACUAGUAUAACUAAUUAAAGGGAUCAUCCUUGGAGGGAAUGAAAUGAAGUUAGGCGAGGCAGAGUAGGAGAAGGUUUAGUUUUGGUUUAUAUGUAGAGACAUGUGGCUACUCGCUUUCAUAACCGAGAAGAAAAUAUUUAUUGAAAUUGGUUUUGUAUUAGUUAAGCGACUUUGUAGAUCUAGAAUGUUUCAGUUUAUGCUCCUACCUAUUAUCUGGAUAUACCAAGAAAGAUGUACGAUUGGUUUUGUAUUAGUUAAGCGAAUUGUGAUGCGAUUUUUCUUAGAGUAACCUCUCGCUCUUGGGGACGAAAAAAUAUCUUUAAUAUAUGUUGGCCUCGGACUACAUUUUUAUUUUGGGGUCGAUAAGAUCUAGAUAUCCAAGAACUAGGUGAUUGAAGAUAGAAUUCAUGUGUCCCACUCUACAACACCGCACCAUUAUUAUGUGUAAAUUUUCUUUUAGUCAACAUUAUACAUGUCUACAUUAAAGUUGGAUAUGAUAUGAUGAUUUGAUAAACAACACGAUUUUGCUUUGUUUUUUCUCUUUAGGGUAAAUGAUAAAAAAUGCAAAAUGUUUCAUAAAAAAAUAGAAAAAUUAUUUUUCUAUUGGUAUAACACAACACAUUCCAAUUGCGCUGAUAAUGGAGGAAAUUUACAUCCUGGGAAAAGAUUAAAAAUAACAGAGCAUGAAACAAGAGUACAAGACAAAGACGAGGAUGGCAAAAUUAAAAAAUACAUAUAUUAAUAAAAAAAUAAGAGACACAAUAAUUAUAAAGAAAAAAACGAGCAUUUAUCAUGGCAGUUGGCAAUUUCUCUCCCUUGCUGCCAUCGCUGACCAAACCCAAACCAAAUUAACAACUACGACCAUUUUUUCCCCCAAUUCUCAAUUUCAAGGGUUUGAACCGAACGCCUUUCCUCUUCCGCUGAGACGUAGAAGUCAUCAGGCGUGUGCUGAGCACGGCAGCUGUUUCUUCUUCCCUCGUCGUUUCUCUCUCUGUUCCGUUCCUACAAACCCCGGCCUCUGUUUUCUCUUUAAACCAGAUCAAUAGAUUUUGGAGAGAAGAGGAAUCUACGCCUUCUUUGUUCUCGCAUCUCUUCCACCUAACCCCUCUUCUCAUAUUCCUUGCUUCGUCUCAGCUUUUUCAUCGCCACAUCCCUGUCCCUCGCCGGUCCGAAUUCAUUUUCCACCCUCUCCAGUGCUCUUCCCCUUUUCCGGGUUUACAUUCAAUCGUAAGGUAUGUAAUGCAUUCUUCGACUUGUGCUGUCAGUUUCGUAACCGUCACCGACCUGAUUGCUUCCCCUCUUUUGACUUUAAGAAAUGGGUAUUCUGCUAAUUUUGUUUCUGAGAUCCCUGGCUUGUUCUGGUUGAUGGGUUCUUUGUUUUGUUCGCUUUUCUUCUGUAUAGUUUUGAGGAUUUCUCUCUCUGGGUAUUGACUAUUGAGGAAUUGUGAUCAAUUGAUUCACUUCUUGGUUAAAGUUCAUAAAUUAGCUUGCUUUGCAAGUGUUUUGGGCGCCCAGAAAUUGAUGGGUUUAGGUGGCUCAGUUAUCAAUAAUUUCGCAAGUUGAUUUCACUUGAUUGCGCGGAUGGUAGCUUUUCUGUUGAUUUUGGUCUAGCUCUUUCUGUAAUCAUCAUCGACUGUGUUGAUUCUCGCCAGUCUUCAUCAGCAGUUGCUUUGUCUAUUAUGGAAUUUAUCUUUUAUGGAUUCUAAGUGCUCUGUUGUGAUCUUGGGAUCUGGUCCAGGUUCACUGUGCUUGUCAUUUGAAUUUCCAUUCUAUGUUGUGUGAUUACAUCUUAACUAGUUGUGGUAGUAUAAGCAUCAGUAGUUUUCAUACAGAUCUUCUAUCCAUAUAUGCAAAAAAAAAUUGCGUGAAGUAUCCAGCUUGGGAAAGAUUCGUUGCUUCUUUUGUUCAUUAGCAUGUUGAUGUACCUUAAGUUUGAUGCCUAAAGAAUUGUCAACUUCUGGUGACUUGGUUGAUGUUAUUGCUUACGACCCUGUGGAGAGCAUAGGUACUUGAAGCUUUUUCUUCUUUAUGCAGGUAGCUUUCCGGCAGUAAGAUGGAUUUCUUAUUCAGAGGCUUAAACGAGGACCCUUCCCCGGUAGACAUGCUUAGGUGUCCAUUUUUGAGAAAUAUCAAUGAGCCAACUAAUUUUUCCUUCUCCUCGGCCAUGCCCUUCCCCAUGCAUGGGCGCUCUGGCAAAGGUCCUAUUUUUGAAGAUGGCCCUAAUUUUGAUUCGACAUUCCGGCUAUUCCAUGGGCAAGAUGGAGUAGUCCCACUGUCCGAAAGAUCAUUCCCGAUCUCGGACAGAAUUGAGACCCCCCUGCAAACCCGUCCUGAAUUUAACCCAUUAGCUGCAAAGGCAGCCACGAUCAGUCUCUCAUCUUUUGGCCCUGGUGGACCCUUUAGCUUCGAUGCAUUCUCUAAGAAGUGGAACAACAGUCAGAGCAAAAAGAACUCUAAAUCAUCCAAAAAAGGCUCACAGGGAGGAAGCUCAGAGCACGAGUCGAUGAGCAACGAAUGGCUACAAAACGGGAACUGCCCGAUAGCUAAGUCAUAUCGAGCAGUCGGCAGCGUCCUGCCACUUGUUGCCAAAGCAUUUCAGCCACCACCUGGGGUUAAGAUCAAGUGCCCGCCUGCAAUUGUUGCUGCCAGAGCAGCUAUAGCACGGACCGCCUUUGCAAAGAAUCUUAGGCCACAACCUCUACCCUCGAAAAUACUGGUGAUUGGGAUGCUAGGGAUGGCUGCAAAUGUCCCCCUGGGUGUAUGGAGGGAACACACCAAGAAAUUCUCCCUCUCGUGGUUUGCAGCCGUCCAUGCUGCAGUUCCCGUCCUAGGGAUGCUCAGGAAAUCCGUACUGAUGCCCAAAUCAGCCAUGGCGUUCACCAUCGCUGCAUCGAUAUUAGGUCAAGUUAUCGGUUCAAGGGCAGAACGCUACCGCCUGAAGGCAAAGGCGAAAGCUGGGCAGGAGAUCACUUUGGUCGAAACUCGUGUGCAUCACUCUUCCUCAUCCGUACACCAACAACCCAUUGCUGUGAAAACUGGGCACGGUGGCAAUCUGAUCGAGUAUCCAGUCGCCAUUCAUGGAGCCGGGAUUACUCCUGCAGCUGCCAAUGUGAUCUGCUAAAUGCAUCACCUCUAUCCGAGUGCUUGUUGUUGUGAAGACUUCAAUCACCAUCUUUAUCCAUCGUAAUUUGCAGCAGAAAGGUUGUUUGGUUCGUUCGAUUUUUGUAUUCAAUGACUGGCUGUCAUUUUGGUUAUGCAAGACAUGAUAUUGGAUUAUUGGCGGAGUUGGAGGGAAUAAAAUAAUAAAAAGAUUGGUUUGUAUUUUUAUCUUUAAGAUCUCUUUCGUUUGAUGAAAUGAAGAUUGCCGCCCGGAGUGGUUGAACUGUCAAACGUUAGGUAGCAACUUUGAUGAAAUUGUCUAAGCUGGUUGCCAAGUUGGACUUCUUCAACAUCUUGACGACUUUGUCAGAAAUGUCCUGAUUUGCUAAAUCUCAAAUUGGAAGGAAUCCAUAGUUUGUUUAGUUUUCCGCACCGUGCCAUCCAUACGCUAUCCCUGCACAAUAUGCUUAGAAAUAUAGAAUACAGUAAGAUUAUGAGUACAAAGUUUUUUUUACAGAAUGUUGGAAUUAAAAUUAUGUGUUUGACAUUGGCACAUACGUAUCAUGAUAUAUAAACUGGCCGCAUCCUGAGGCAAUUGGCAUGGUACAUGCAUAAAAUAAUUUUUUAUAAAAAAAUAAAUAGGACAUAUUGUGAUUUUGCAUCAUAUUCUUUGCCUUUCUUUUAUUUAAUUCUAGAAUGAGCACCAAAAGUUUGAUUUUUGUAUCCCAAUAACAAUAUUUAAUGGUGUUUGAUAAGGCAAAAUAGCAGAGUAUUUAAUUAAUAAGUUUAGAAAGUUAGAAACUUAUUAUAAAGUAGAUUCUCUUAGAUAACAAUAUCUUUUAAAUUUAAAUUAUAUGAUUAAAAAUAAAAUUCCAAUUAUAAAUGUAAAAACAUUUGUAUAGCUUUUAUAUCCUAUAAACAAAAUGGAUAGAAAAUAUGAAAGAAAAUAGGAAUAGUGCUCAAGCUUUCUCUAGUUGCUUCUCAUCAAUGGAUUUGUUAUGUAUAUGAGGGAAUGCGCUUCGUUCGGAAAAUUUAUCUAAAAAUCGAUAUCUAAGAUAGUUGAUUUUUCAAAACUCCGCGGACAUGUAAAAAGAGAGAUAUUUUCUUCACUCGAACUAAGAUAUAGAUUUUACUUGUUGAAAUAACAAUUAAGAUAAAACAAUAUUAGGAACAACGAAAUUCUUUAUGAUAAACAAUUUAAAGCGUAUGUUGCACAUGGGUUAAGUACAUAUUAAGCAAGAGUACUUGCACGAUAAAAGCACGGUACGCGUAUGAUCUGACAUGACCCAAAUUGUUACUCUACCACUGUCGGCCGAGCAUAAUUACAAAAUGAGCUAGCACAAUUACACGGAGAUAUGAACAUAAUGCAUGCUAGACGAGUCAUUCUAAUGUGUAAUCGGUAAUGUCUUGACUUUUUCAUGAGAUUGACAUACUACUGAAACCAAAUCUAUCUAAAAAUAUCUUUAAGCGUUUUCCCUAACUGCCUGGUUGGAAUUCAAAUUCUAUUGCUAUACAUGCUUCCACGUUAUCACUUUAACUCCCCUCUCAUCCGAAUCCCCUUCCGUUGUAACUAAUCUACAGGUCUUACCAUAUAUUAAGCCCCUGACAAAUUCUAUGAAACCCGUUCGGCACAAAAACCGUCGCUUCACCCCUGAACUAUUUCACCGCUUUCUGUCCUCCAUCUGCCAGAAUCUGUAAUUGUAAUCUGCUUCCUGCCACCGCAGCCGCUUGCCCUGUCGCCCGCUCUCAACUUUGCCGCCCGGCUGGUGCUCUUCUGCCAAAACUCAUCGUCGCUCUGGUCCGCAUGACUACCCGCUGGCCGUCUCUCUUUUGGUUGUCAUUGCAUAAAGGUUUUUGAUUGCA
This is a messenger RNA of Linum trigynum, 5182 nucleotides long. The record is from the annotation of a GenBank genome assembly. Lineage: Eukaryota; Viridiplantae; Streptophyta; Magnoliopsida; Malpighiales; Linaceae.